This is a messenger RNA of Naegleria lovaniensis, 1485 nucleotides long. RefSeq lists its product as uncharacterized. NCBI's taxonomy places the organism in Eukaryota, Heterolobosea, Eutetramitea, Acrasida, Naegleriidae. The record is from RefSeq and is a predicted model, not a curated record. The transcript is spliced from 2 exons. Bases 1 to 1485 code for a protein of 494 amino acids.
AUGUCAGUACAAGAUCUUGCCACUACUUCCCUUCCUUCUCAAUUACUCUCUCAACUCAAUCAGCCACAACCAUUGAGUCGACUCCGACCUGUUCCUGCUCAUGAGCUUCGUGAUUUUUCAUUUCCUUGGCUUCCCAUGGGUUGUAAACAAUAUGAUAGCUUUCAAUGGUUACGGAAGAGAAAACGACCUUUGCUCUUCUCCUUUCAUCAACCUCUUCUUCAUUCCGAUGAAUUGUUAUUACAGGAAGAGUUUGUUCAAAUCUCAUCAUCAUCAUCAAUAGAGAAUAAUCAUCAUCAACAUGAUGAUGAAAAGAUUCCAACCACCGUUCAAUCCGAAAAUUCUCCCUUUUCAUUCUUUUCCAUGUUUUAUGAUGAAAUUGAAGGAGCCAAGAUUGCUCUCGCCAUUCCUGAUCUAGAAGGCUGGAACGGUGGUGUUUUGAUUCAUUGUCAUGGACAUCGGGCGAAAGGUAUUCCUUUACAGGCUGAUCUCACCGAAGAGAAUAUGCCUCAUGCCUUCCGAGAGUUGUUACGUGAGGGAUGGAUCAUUGCAAUGACUUCAUAUCGGAGAGAGGGUAUUGUGUUACGAGAUGCCAUUCAAGAUGUGAAUAAUUUGAGAGAAUAUAUUGAACGAAAAUGUGGACAUGUGGAGUGUUGUAUCUUGGAAGGAAGAUCUAUGGGUGGAGCCAUUGUAACGUUCUUGAGUGAAAAGUAUGGAGAGUGGUAUGAUGGAGCUGUGUGUAUUGGAGCUGCUUUGAGAGUGGAUCAGAGGAAUGAGGAAUUACCUCAUCUCAUGUUUACGUAUCGACCUAAGUUCCCAAUUUUGUACUUGACCAAUGUGAGCGAAUUGGGAGAGCCUUCAAAUUAUAUUGAAAAGGUAAAACAGUUGUCAGAAAGUGAAGCAAAAACUCAUAAGGGUCUUCCCAAUGACGAGAUUAUUGUCCCUGCGUUAUGGACUGUCUAUCGAGAGGGUCAUAAUUUAGUUUCAGAAUUGGAGAGAUUCUCUGCGAUCUCAAGCUUAAUUCAAUGGAUCAAGUACCAAAGUAACGUUACCAUGAAAACAAAUGAAUCAUGUACGCAGCCAGCACAAAUCCCUCCGUCACAAGUUGAAUUUUGCUCUUCCCAGUCGCAUGCACAAGGAGCUUGGGGAAAAGUCAAACAAUUAUUUAUUUAUGGCUCAUUUUCAAUUAAUUUCACAAGUCAAGAUUUUGAAAAGUUAGGAAUUGUUGAAGGAAAAUAUUUCACGUUUCACGUUCUGACCAAACAAUAUGGAAUGAAAACUGUGAGCGCCUCGUUUGGUUCCUUUCCCUUCAUUAAGCAAGCCACAGACUUGGAAUGGGUGGCAUUUGUCUCGCCAGUCGAUAAUUACAUUGUGCUUCAUGUGAAUACUUAUUCCUUCUCGAAUGAAGCAUCCAAAUUGGGCAUUGCUGCUGGAGACUCUGUUUUUGUGGAACAAUUUAAAACAUUGCCUCCUCGAAGAAGUAGAUGA